Molecule: messenger RNA, 6085 nt
Organism: Dinoponera quadriceps
Lineage: Eukaryota; Metazoa; Arthropoda; Insecta; Hymenoptera; Formicidae
Gene: Slik
Product: serine/threonine-protein kinase 10
Exons: 12
Coding region: 520-5070 (1516 amino acids)
Biological process (GO): protein phosphorylation
Molecular function (GO): ATP binding; protein serine/threonine kinase activity
Source: RefSeq, a predicted model, not a curated record
CUACAAUCUCCCAGCGAGGGUGGGGGGAGAGGCAGCGGUGCCUAGGAGCUCAGCCAGCACGACGCGUCGACGAGUGUCGUGCGGAGCAGAUCAUUCAUUCAGUAUUCCCUUAGUAUUCAAUCGUUGGAGAUUAUCAGCUAUGGAUCGCGCUUUUCUCACUUGCAUCUGCUGCAGCUCGGAUACGACGAUAACUGUGACUUGAAAUUCACAAAGAUGCGGGAGAGAUGCGGCAUGAUCCCCUGGUGUCCAGCAGGGAUCUAAAAAAACAUCGGGAUAAUGUGAACGAAAGUGAUGAGAGCGGGAACACAUCGCUUGAAACACGUUACCGAGUGCUGCACGAUAACAGUUACUGAGUCCUUUGCAAGUUCUCAUCGAGAGUGAAGUUUAUAUUUUACCAUAGGUUUAAUACGCAAUUGUUAGUUAUUAUAAUCGCUGCGCUUUAGACAGUUAUAUCGGUGUUCUCAGUGUGUUCAUAUGCAAUAAUAGCCUGGUUUAAGUGUGAAUAUUACAACCGCCAGAAUGUCGUUCUUAUCGAAUUUGAAGAAGGCCUUCCACUUCGGUGGCAAUGACGCGAAGAAGAAGAAAUUGUACAACAACAUUAAGAUGGACUGCAGUCCGGAGGAGUUUUGGGAGAUGGUGGGUGAAUUGGGAGAUGGUGCGUUCGGCAAAGUUUACAAGGCACAGCACAAACAGUCCAAUCAACUUGCCGCGGCCAAAAUGUGUGCCUUAGAGGGAGAAGAUGACCUGAGCGACUUUAUGAUUGAGAUAGAUAUCUUGUCGGAAUGCAAGCAUCCGAAUAUCGUCGAGUUGCACGAGGCGUAUUUUAUCGAAGGAAAAUUGUGGAUGUUGAUCGAGUAUUGCGACGGUGGUGCUGUGGACUCCAUAAUGGUCGAGCUGGAAAAAGCGCUGACCGAAAUGCAGAUCGCGUACAUCUGUCAGCAUAUGACGAAGGGCCUCGCCUUUCUGCACAAGUCCAAAGUCAUACACAGGGAUUUGAAGGCGGGAAAUGUUCUGCUGACCAUGGCGGGUGGUGUUAAAAUAGCUGAUUUCGGAGUAUCCGCAAAGAACAAGCACACUCUGCAGAAGCAUGAUACAUUUAUCGGCACUCCCUAUUGGAUGGCACCCGAGGUUGUCUUGUGCGAAACAUUCCGAGACAAUCCUUACGACUUUAAGGUGGAUAUUUGGUCUCUUGGUAUAACUCUGAUAGAGUUUGCGCAAAUGGAGCCACCGAACCACGAAAUGUCGCCGAUGCGAGUGCUACUUAAAAUACAGAAAAGCGAUCCUCCGAAACUGGAUCAGCCGGGAAAAUGGAGUAAGGAAUUUAAUGAUUUUAUAGCUAAAGCACUUAUAAAGGACCCGAGCUCGCGACCUACAGCUGACGAUUUGUUAAAACAUCCGUUCAUAAGCCGGAAUUUAGAUCCAAAACCUGUCAGGGACUUGUUGCUUGAAUAUAAAGCGGACGUUGUUGAAGAGGAAUUGGUGGACGAGGAGGCGGAGGAGCAGCGCACAUCUCAGCUUCCUCUGGAGCUGGAUCAAAUCGCAGAUGACUCCGCAUCUACGCGCACUGAUGCCGAUGUUAAGAUCGUCGAAAAGGAAAAUCUCGUGAUAUCACCCGUGAAGAAGGAGGAGAGUCAUAAACGCGAAAUCAAUCGGGAUGGCGAGAAAGAGGAUAAGAAUAAGAGAUUACGUAAGACUGAGUCCAAAGAGAACAUACAGCCACCUGUCGAGAAGAAACAGGCACCCAAGCCACCGGCUGGCGAAACGAGCGAGCGUAGAUUAUCUCGAGAUAAAGGGCCAGCGCCCCCGCCACCGCUCAUGCGUCAAGACAGUAAAAACGAGGAGAAAGAAAACAGUGUGAAAGACGUCGAGAAGGUGGUCAAUAUCGUGAAUGUUGCGGACAAGCAAAAAUAUACUGAGGAUAAACUGCAGCAGAUUAACAAAUUGCCGCAGAACGAGAAGUUGGCGGAUCAGCAAGCGAUAAGCAUCAAGGAGCGGAGGAACUCGGAGGCGGAAGAUCAAAACGGAUCGGUGGACAAGACUGAAAAGGCAAAGAAAGUGGAAAGCGAGGAUAGAGGCAAACUUUUCGACAACAUCAAGCGAUUUGAGAAUCAACAGAAAUUGAUGAACAAUAAAGCGGCGAGUCCCUCCUCGAAGAAGCAAUUAGGUAUAAACGAAAAGCGCAAGUCGGCACCCGUGAAACCAGAGAUGAUCGAGGACUUGUCAAAGAUAAUAUAUAAUAAACAACUGUCUCUGCAAGAUAAGAAUGAAACAGGAAAGAAACUGCAAUCCGUUGACGAUAUAACGAAUUACGAUCCGCAAUCGCGAGAGAAGGACUACAAGAGUUUGGAGGAGAAACGGAAAUCCGUCGGUGAGAAAUUGAACGCCGUGUUGGAGAAGCGAUUGUCCAUGGAUUCCGGGAAGAAAAUGAGCAACGCUUCGAUGGAAACGUUGAAGCACAUAUCCGUCGCGUCGACGUUUCUGUCGGAGAAGAACAGCGUUAAGGCCAGCUCAACGGAGGAUAUCAAAACACAGUUCGGUGUAACAAAGACUGAGGGCCUUGCGAAGAGCCGCAGCGCCGGAUCGUCUAGGAACGAUUCCCUGGAAAGCUUCUCGGACGAAUUGCACACGAAAUCGGACAGCAGGAAGUGGUCGAGCACGGAGCAAGAGGACGCGGUGAGCUCGGACGAUAAGAGCUCGGAGAAACAGGAUUCCGGAAUUAACGUGUCGGUAAUUACGUCGACGCCGAUUAGAAGCAGAAGCGGCUCGAGAAGAAGUAGCGGGGAUAACAUAGUCGUUAUCACAGGGAAAAGUCAGCCCGAGCAGGAAAUACGUUUAAACACAUCGACCGUCCGCAUUACCGCCGACUCGCCGGACUUAUCGAACAGUCUGGCAAGUAAUAUCAGUCAGAUAACAGUUGUAACGACGCAUCCUCCUGUGUUGGUGGACGCGGCGACUCCCCUUCCCCGGCGCACUUCACCGACGUCGGAGGUCAUCAUAGUCGCCAACGAGAUGAACAAGACCCAGGUGAACGACAAUUCCACCGAUGACGACGGAUUUCCUAGUCUGGACAGUUUGGAGUAUACGCCGCAAGAACAGCCCAUCAUAUUCACCGACGUGUCCAAGAGAAUCGGCAAAAAGCUGGACGAAUCGGAGGUCGUUAUAGUGAGCCCGAUCGUGGAUGAGCCGCAGGACACCAGUCACGUAUCCGUGGUGACGGUCGGCGAGGACAAGGAGCAGGUGAAGGACUCGUCGAUCUCCAAGAAGCAGCGCAACGAAAGAUCGAGCAGCGACGAAAUGCUAGCCGGCAAUACGACCGUCGAGUCCGCGGACGAGUACGACAGAGGCACGAAGAAGAUGAACGGCCUGAUCAAGAACGAUCAUCACGCCACUGACGAGAAAGUCGCGAAGACGGUUAAGCCGAAGGGGAAGCGGGUCUCACCGGACAGCUUCGAGGGCUCCAGGUCUCAGAGCGACUCCAGUUCUAUAAGGUCGCACACGCCGAGCAAGAGCAUCGACCGCUCCGACGCCGAGUCCAUCUCCACGACGAUCAGCCAGGAUAGCAGGGAGUCGAACAAGGAAAAUCGCCAGGCUCAGCACACCGAAGUCGACGAGGAAGUCGUUCUACGGCGCAAGCCUGAUUACAGCCGCGAGGUAUCGUCGAGGCCGGCCAGGACGAAAGAGGACAUACAGAUGAUGAAUCUGAAGAAGAAGACGCGGAAGCGCACGAGGAAGUUCGAGAUCGACGGCGUCGUGGUGACGACUACCACCUCGAAGGUGAUCUACGGUGACGACGAGAACGGCAAGGUGUACGACGAUCAGAUAUUCCGUAAGCAGGAGCUGCGGGAGCUGAAGAUGCUGCAGAAAAUGGAGCAGAAACAGUUCCAGGACCUCUCCCAGAAGGCUCAGUUCAACAAGGACCAGCAGGAGAAGCGGUUCGAGCAGGAACGGCAGAUCCUGGAGCGCAGCACCGAGUCCGAUCUGGACGCGCUCGUGAGGCAACAGAGGCAGCAGAUCGAACGUACGGAGGCGCAACAGGAGGUCGACCUGCGGCUCGCGUCCAAGAAGAUACGCGGCGAGCAGGAGAGGGAGCUGAAGCAGUUCCGCGAGGGCCUGAAGCAGGAGCUGCGGCUGCUCAAGCAAGAGAUCGACCUGAUGCCGAAGGACAAGAGGAAGAGCGCGUUCAAGAUACGGAAGGAGAAGCUCGAGGCCGAGCACGAGGAGAGGGAGAAGCUCUUCCUCGAGAAGCUGAACGAGAGCCACGAGAUGUCGCUGAGGAGGCUCUCGGACGGCUACCGCGAGAAGAUCGCUCUGAUGGAACGGCAGUUCCUGCAACAGAAGCAGCAGCUGAUGCGCGCGAGGGAGGCCGCCAUCUGGGAGCAGGAGGAGCGGCAGAUACACGAGAAGCAGCAGCUGCUCAAGAGGCAGCUCAAGGACAUAUUCUUCCUGCAGCGCCACCAGAUGCUGAUACGGCACGAGAAGGAGCUCGAGCAGAUGAAGCGGAUGAAUCAGCGGAAGGAGGAGGAGCUGAUCAAGCGGCAGACGGCCGAGCGCCGGAACCUGCCUAAGAGGAUUCGCAACGAGAUGAAGGCGCGCGAGAUGAUGUUCCGGGAGUCGAUGAGGAUCUCGAUGUCGUCCGUGCUCGAUCCCGACGCCGAGCGCGAAAAGCUGAAGAAGUUCCAGGAAAAUGAGAAGAAGAGGUACCGGGCGGAGCAACAGAGAUUCGAGCUCAAGCAUUCCAGACAGUUGGAGGAGGUGAGGGCGCAGAGCGACGCCACGAUCAAGGAGCUGGAGCAGUUGCAGAACGAAAAGAGGAAAAUGCUGAUGGAGUACGAGACGCUGAAGCUGAAGGAGCAGGAGGAGGCCUAUGGUAAAGAUCUCCGCGAGUGGAAGGCGCAACUGAAGCCCCGCAAGCAGAAACUUGAGGAACAGUUCGCGUUACAAUUGGAGGAGCAAGAGGCGAUUUAUGGGCCCAGCGCGGUACCGUUGUGCUUGCCGGCUGAUCUCCCCGACUUAACACAUAACACGACCGAGUCUACGCGUAGCUCGUUGUCUUCUGUGAGCGAGGGCUGAAGAAAAGAAAGAAACGCCGACAGACACGAAUAUGCGAGUGUAUAUAAUUUGUACAAGUUGGCCUAAAACAUCUGCGCGGGAUACGUUCUCGCGAUUGUGUAUGUACGUACGGCAAGAAUUCGUUCCGGAAUUGUUUCGACGUAGCCUCGAAAUUUUUACACAUUAACUUUCCAUCGAGGGGCUUGUUUUGCAGAUCUUUUCAAAUCUAUAUUUAAAGUAAAGGCGUUACGAAGCUGUAAGAAACUUUGUAAACACUUUAAAUUUGCGCUGCCAGAACUCGUUUGGGAAAUUCGUUCCCCGAAGAUGUAUUUCUUCACGUAAUUAUAUAAAACAUGUGUUGUUUAUGUAAACAUAGAGAAACGAUUAUUGUUAACAUAUAUAAAAGUGAUGAAACUCAUCGAGAGCGUCACAGCGUGUGAUGUUGGUAGCGAAUGCGAUGUUAAUGCAAAUAUCGUUCUUUUCAAAUAUGAAUUUCGGACGAUCUGAAAAUGAGUUCUUCAACUCAAGGAUAUCCUCUUGAGGUUGGUGACCUGAUGAAAUAAAAUAGCAGCAUUUGAGCGAAAUCGUCGAGUCACGUGUUAAUUUCUCGCACGAGUUCCCGAAAAGGGCCGAAUUUUCACGAAUUAUCACACACAUAGCCGCUUCACGAAAGUUCACGGAGAAUACUUUAUAAACGACUAUACUGCAAAAGCCAGUUUGAUACUAGUAUUUUGUUGGGAAGGAAUAUUGUAUAUAUAUAGAGAGAGAGAAAUUGUUAUUAUAUUUAUACAUUAUGUGAGAGCACGUUGUGGUACACUUAAACCAAUCCGCCCAUGUCGAUCCUGGAGUAUCGCGUUGCGUUUUAUUGUAAUGCUGAGAGAGCAUCGACGAUAAUAUCCAGUACUUUCUUCCAUAUGAAAAUUACCUCCGCCAAUCGUCAGCCUAACCGAUAAUAACAUACUUUCAAAAAAGAGGAGGAUAAUCCGCCGACCACCAUUGCAUAUGUACGUUUUUUUUUUUUUUUUUUUUUUUUNUG